Suillus clintonianus is the source of this 963-nucleotide messenger RNA. Its product is annotated as PIF1-like helicase-domain-containing protein. Lineage: Eukaryota; Fungi; Basidiomycota; Agaricomycetes; Boletales; Suillaceae. The coding region runs from base 1 to 963 and encodes 320 amino acids. The record is from RefSeq and is a predicted model, not a curated record. Gene Ontology annotation, biological process: DNA repair; telomere maintenance. The transcript is spliced from 4 exons. Gene Ontology annotation, molecular function: DNA helicase activity.
AUGCCAAUUCAUUCUGGAGAGCCUUUCUAUCUUCGCGCUCUACUCCUCCAUCAACCCGCAACUUCUUUCAUCGACCUUUGCACAAUUGAAGGGCAUGUGUUCGAUACUUUCCAUGAUGCUGCAUGUGACCUUGGAUUAUUUGACAAUGAAAACAAGGGAUAUCUUGCCCUUCAAGAAGCGGUCAAAUCCCUCCGCACUCCCUCCCAGCUUCAAUUUCUAUUCUCGCAGAUCAUUCUUGAAGGUGCAUUGAGUGCCACUGCAUAUGAUCACGGAUUAACGGCACAUCAUAUGUUCAGUAUCCCUGUAACCGACGACAAUGUCAAUUUACAUAGCUCUAUUCACCCUCAUUCACCUCACGCUGAUCUCAUUCAAAAUGCAAUGGCUAUCAUCUGGGAUGAACUUCCCGCAAUCAACAAAGCAGUGUGGGAGAGCAUUGAUAAACUUUGUCACUUGGUUUGCAAUCAACCGGGAAUACUGUUUGGAGGACUUACCUUCAUAGGAUUGGGAGAUUUUCACCAAGCCAGUCCCAUUGUCAGUGGAGCAGGAGAAACAGCAACUCUUGUGGCAUCAGUGAAGUCAUCAACACUAUGGCCAAGCAUGUGCACCUUCAGUCUCAAUACUGCAAUCUGCAGUAUGGGUGAUCCUCAAUUCACAGCAUUCAUUGAUCGCAUUGGAGAAGACUGCUCCGGAAAUCAAGAGAAUCUCAGACUCAUGGCAGCCACCACCGACUUCAACAACACCAUUGACUUCCUCUUCCCACCUCACAUUCUCACAGAUGCAGAAACCUGUCUCGACUAUGCAUUUCUAUCCCCACUCAAUGUCUAUCUCUCUGCACCUGCACCUGUUUUCACUCUUCUUUCUGCUCUUGCUCCUGCUCUCACUCCUACACCUGCUCCUGUUGUGGCUUUUGCUAUCUCCCUUCCUUCUUCUUCUACUAGUAUUCCUCAAAAUUCAAGAUUUUGA